GAAGGGCAAUUGGGCGGACCCCGAACAGAAACAUUCUCCGGCGCACACUCUCAUUCUGCCCAGUUCGAUCGGCAACGGGAGCGGAAAGAGGAAAGCAGCGAGCCUGAAGGCAGUAGCCCCCACCACCGCCGGCCCAGGUUACCAUCUAGCACCGGGAAACAUAGCAGAGAGCCGCCGCCGGCAGAAGCCAUUACCAACCAGUCAGUAGUAACCAUGAGCGGCGAGGCCGAGACACAACAACAACCACCGCAGCCUGCUGCCGAUGCGGAGAGUCCAUCCAGCCCGGCAGCCGCAGCUUCCGCGGGGGAUAAGAAGGUCAUCGCAACAAAAGUCUUGGGUACAGUCAAAUGGUUCAACGUCAGGAAUGGAUAUGGUUUUAUCAAUAGGAAUGAUACAAAAGAGGACGUUUUUGUACACCAGACAGCCAUCAAAAAGAACAAUCCGAGAAAAUACCUUCGCAGUGUUGGAGAUGGAGAAACUGUGGAGUUUGAUGUAGUUGAAGGAGAGAAGGGAGCAGAGGCAGCAAAUGUCACCGGCCCAGGAGGUGUUGCAGUCCAGGGAAGCAAGUACGCUGCUGACAGGAACCGCUAUAGGCGCUACCCCCGAAGGAGGGGCCCACCCCGUGGUGGAGACUAUCCAGACAACUACCAGAGUGAUGGAGAGGGUGAGCCUGGCAGUGGAGGUCGUGACAAAAGCAGCCGAGAGGGGGGAGAGAGCGCCCCUGAAGGAGACUCACAGCAGCGCAGACCCACUUACUCUGGCAGACGGCGCUACCCACCAUACUUUGUACGUAGACGCUACGGCCGCCGGCCCCCGUACACCAACGCACCACGCGGAGAGAUGACUGAGGGAGGUGAGGGUGACGAGAGCCAGGGAGGUCCAGACCAGGGCAGCAAACCAGUGAGGCAGAACUACUACAGAGGCUUCCGACCAAGGUUCAGACCAAGGGGUCCACCUCGUCCCAGACCGGUGCGGGAUGGUGAAGAGGACAAAGAGAACCAGGGUGGCGAAGGAGGUCAAAACCAACAGCCCCGCCAGCGGCGCUACCGCCGUAACUACAACUAUCGUCGCAGACGCCAACAGAGUGGUGGCAAACCUGGCCAGGAAACCAAGGAGGCCAAGACAGGAGGUGACCCAUCUGCAGAGAAAACGUCCGCUCCCGAGGCCCAGCAGGGUGGGGCUGAGUAGGAAACACCUGCCCACCGGCACCUACCAUCUUUUACCAUCGUCCGGUUUUUUUGUCAACAAGAAGAAACAUCAAACAAGAUCUGAGCAAUAAAGAUUUGACUUGACGAUCGUCACAAGCUUGCACCAUGCAUUUGACCAGAUUACCACCGAUUGCCUGCAGAAUCUAUGCAGACCUGUUUUUUUUCCAUUAUUUUUAUGUGACAGCUACAAAACAUUUUGGGGAAACAGCAAAUGUUUUUCUAAAAUCUGUCCUAAGUUUUUACACCAAAUGGUUUUUAAAGAAAAAAUGGAAUUUGAUAUCUGUGGUCAGUUUGACAUUUUUAAAUAACUUUUUAUGUAUUCAAACAUUUUAACAAAAUGCAAGCUCAAAUAAAAGUCCAGAAAUGAGAAAAA
Monopterus albus (swamp eel) is the source of this 1581-nucleotide messenger RNA. RefSeq names its product Y box binding protein 1 (gene ybx1). Gene Ontology annotation, molecular function: nucleic acid binding. Bases 214 to 1188 code for a protein of 324 amino acids. The record is from RefSeq and is a predicted model, not a curated record. Lineage: Eukaryota; Metazoa; Chordata; Actinopteri; Synbranchiformes; Synbranchidae. The transcript is spliced from 8 exons.